AUAGCAGCUCAUUAUUUCUCAAUGGCAACGUCAAUGGCUCUUAGGAGAGUUACCACCUCACCUCUCUACCACAGGCUUGUUAACCCUGUCCGUUCUGCAUCAGUUGCUCCUUCUGUUUUAAGAUCUUUCAAUACUAACGCUCAGAUGGCUUCUUACGAUGAAGAUGAUCGCGGAAUCGAUGUUGACAGGCGCUCCGGUCGUUCCGUGUCUCGCCGUCAGGAGGGUUUACCCAGUUUCUUCUCAGAUGUGUUUGAUCCAUUUUCACCGCCAAGGAGUGUGAGUCAGCUGCUAAACAUGAUGGACCAAAUGAUCGGUUCUCCAUUUGUAGCGGCGCCUCGUUCUAUGGGCGCCGUAGUCCCAUCAAGGAGAGGAUGGGACGUGAGGGAGGAUGCUGAUGCUCUGAAUAUAAAAAUGGAUAUGCCUGGACUCGACAAGGAUAAUGUGAAGGUGGCAGUGGAGCAGAACACGCUGAUCAUCAAAGGAGAGGGCGAGAAAGAAUCCGAGGAUGAAGAGUAUAGGAGAAGGUACUCUACCAGACUGGAAAUUCCACAAAAGUUGUACAAAUUGGAUGGGAUUAAGGCGGAGAUGAAGAACGGGGUGUUGAAAGUAGCGGUUCCAAAGGUGAAGGAAGAAGAGAGGAAAGAUGUUUUCAAUGUUCAAGUUGAAUGAGCCUUCAGUUGUGUUGAGCUUGUGCAAUUUUUAGGUGAAUAUUGUGUGAAAAA
Molecule: messenger RNA, 722 nt
Organism: Capsicum annuum
Lineage: Eukaryota; Viridiplantae; Streptophyta; Magnoliopsida; Solanales; Solanaceae
Product: small heat shock protein, chloroplastic-like
Exons: 1
Coding region: 22-669 (215 amino acids)
Source: RefSeq, a predicted model, not a curated record